GUGGGCAACCCCUGCUGUCUAGGGGGUGCUUUAAGGGGGGAAAGUGUGGAGUCAAAGCAAGGGUGGGGAAAACUCUGGCUCUAGAGCAGGGGCUCCCAACCUUGGGCCACCCAGGUGGUCUGGGACUACAACUCCCAGAGACCCCAGCCAUCACAGCUGAAGGGAAUGGUAAUCAGGAACACCUGGGGGGACAGGGUUGGGAGACCUUGCCCUGCCUAGAGCAAACUAGCUUAGGACUUCUAAGGUCUCACAGGUAGUAAACUGAGGAGGGUGAUGGUUUUAAGCGCUGGGAGAGGGCCGAGGCUUCCUCGGUCAUGGACUCAGUGGCAGUUUGUAGCCAAAGGAAUCUGUAGACCAGCAAUGGCUGCUGAAUCCCCCCGCCGACCGAGCCGAUGUACUGGAGGAAUCGUGGUUCGUCCGCAGGCUGUCACGGAACAGUCAUAUAUGGAGAGUGUUGUUACAUUUCUGCAAGAUGUUGUACCACAGGCUUACAGUGGCACAACUCCAAUAGAGGAAAAAGAGAAAAUUGUAUGGAUUAGAUUUGAAAAUUCUGACUUGAAUGAUAUAGCAAGGAAUGUGGAACUGCAUGAGAUGCACAGCACUGGCAACGAACCUCCUUUACUGCUAAUGAUUGGCUACAGUGAUGGGAUUCAGAUAUGGAGUAUACCUAUCAGCGGGGAGGCUCAAGAACUCUACUCGGUUAGACACGGCCCAAUCCGAGCUGCGCGGAUCCUGCCGUCUCCGCAGAUCAGUCCUCAAAAGUGUGAUAACUUUUCUGAGAAGAGACCUCUUCUGGCCGUUUGCAAAAGCAUUGGAUCUUCUGGCACCAGCCCUCCUUAUUGUUGUGUCGAUCUCCACUCAUUGCGAACGGGUGAAAUGGUCAAAUCAAUUCAGUUCAAAACACCCAUCUAUGACCUCCACUGCAACAAGAGGAUCCUUGUGGUCGUCUUACAGGAGAAAAUAGCUGCCUUUGACAGUUGUACCUUCACCAAGAAGUUCUUCGUCACAAGCUGCUAUCCUUGCCCAGGGCCCAACAUGAAUCCCAUAGCUUUAGGAAGCCGGUGGCUAGCCUACGCCGAAAAUAAGUUGAUCCGAUGUCAUCAGUCCCGUGGAGGGGCCUGUGGCGACAACAUUCAGUCUUAUACCGCCACAGUCAUCAGCGCAGCCAAAACAAUAAAAACUGGGCUCACAAUGGUCGGGAAAGUCGUGACGCAGCUGACCGGCACUUUGCCCUCAGGAGCAACAGAAGAAGAGAUCUUAGCCCACAGCAACACUCGGCGCAGUCCCUUGGUGCCUGGAAUCAUCACAGUUAUAGAUACAGAGACCGUUGGAGAAGGGCAGGUGCUUGUGAGUGAGGAUGUGGACAGUGAUGGCAUAGUGGCUCACUUCCCAGCACACGAAAAACCCAUCUGUUGUAUGUCUUUCAACCCAAGUGGUAUGCUUCUAGUCACGGCAGAUACACUUGGCCAUGAUUUCCAUGUCUUCCAGAUUCUGACCCACCCUUCAUCAUCUUCACAAAGUGCCGUCCAUCACUUGUACACAUUACACCGAGGGGAGACAGAAGCCAAAGUCCAAGACAUCUCCUUCAGCCGCGACUGCCGCUGGGUGGUAGUCAGCACUCUACGAGGUACCUCUCAUGUCUUCCCCAUCAACCCCUACGGAGGGCAUCCCUGCGUCCGCACGCACAUGUCGCCACGAGUGGUCAACCGGAUGAGCCGCUUCCAGAAGAGUGCGGGGCUGGAGGAAAUUGAACAGGAGCUGACGACCAAGCAAGGGGGCCGCUGUAGUCCUGUCCCAGGCCUGUCAAGCAGCCCAUCUGGUUCCCCUCUUCAUGGAAAACUGAACAGUCAAGACACUUACAACAAUUUCACCAACAAUAAUCCCGGCAACCCUCGUCUUUCACCACUUCCAAGCUUGACUGUAGUGGUACCUCUUGCUCAGAUCAAGCAACCCAUGACUCUGGGAACUAUCACCAAACGUACUGGACCUUACCUGUUUGGGGCAGGAUGUUUUUCCAUAAAAGCUCCAUGCAAAAGCAAACCAGCUCCACAAAUUUCACCCAGCAAAUCUGUGGGAGGAGAAUUCUGCGUCGCUGCUGUCUUUGGGUCAUCGAGAUCUUGGUUUGCAAGCAACCCGGGUCUUAAGAGAGAGAAAGAUCAGUCCAAACAGUUUGUGGUUGAGUCUCUCUACAUCAUCAGCUGUUACGGUACUCUUGUGGAGCAUGUCUUGGAACCUCGGCCACUCAGCACUGCGCCUAAGAUCAGUGAUGACACCCCACUGGAAAUGAUGACUUGCCCAAGGGCCAGCUGGACGCUAGUUAGAACUCCCCAAUGGAAUGAACUGCAGCCACCCUUUAACUUGAACCAUCCGCUGCUGCUCGCUGCAGAUUCCGUGCAGUGCUACCAGUAUCUUCUCGUUGGCUUGGUUCCACUUGGAAGUCCAGGACCCAUCACUCGUCAUGAAUCCUACGACAGCUUAGCAUCGGACCACAGUGGGCAGGAAGAUGAAGAAUGGCUUUCUCAGGUUGAAAUUGUGACCCAUACCGGGCCUCACCGCCGCCUGUGGAUGGGCCCACAGUUCCAGUUCAAGACCAUCCACCCUUCAGGCCAAACCACUGUCAUCUCUUCCAGUUCUUCAGUGCUCCAGUCGCACGGCCCAAACGAUACUCCGCAGCCGCUCUUGGACUUCGAUACAGAUGAUCUGGACCUGAACAGUCUCAGGAUCCAGCCUGUUCGCUCCGAACCCGUGAGCAUGCCGGGGUCGUCACGCCCAACUUCUGACCGCCGAGGAAUUCCAACAACCGGUGAUACUACCUCAGGUGCCUUUGACCGAAGUAUGACCCUCCUGGAAGUCUGUGGGAGCUGGCCUGAGAGCUUUGGGCUUCGUCACUUGUCUUCCAUGGAACAAACUGACGAGGGCCUUCGCGAACGGUUGGCCGAUGCAAUGUCAGAGUCACCUGGUCGGGACAUAGUGGGAUCUGGCACAGAGCUUCAGAGGGAAGGAAGCAUCGAGACGCUCAGCAACAGCUCGGGUUCCACCAGCGGAAGCAUUCCACGGACCUUUGACGGCUACCGAUCGCCUCUUCCGACCAACGAGAACCAGCCCUUGAGCCUCUUCCCAACCGGUUUCCCUUAAACGAGUCCCAGCCGUCCUGAACAAAAAUUAGACGGGCCGAGAACCCAAAACUUCCCACAAACUCUCCAUGUGCGUUUUAUCCCAGUGGUUGGCUCUCGUCUUGGAGGACGUCUUUGUGAUCCUGACGAACGUCGUUGACGUGUCUGCUUGCGGCCCUUCUGGAACUGUACAAAUUUUUUUUUUAACCAAAUAUCCUCCAUACCUACAUAGGCUGGAUAGCUCAGUGGU
Messenger RNA from Pogona vitticeps (central bearded dragon), 3363 nucleotides. The record is from RefSeq and is a predicted model, not a curated record. Lineage: Eukaryota; Metazoa; Chordata; Lepidosauria; Squamata; Agamidae.